UCCGGCUGGCCGCCAACGGGCGGGAAAGGCGGGAGAAAGAGCGAAGGCGACGAUGGCGCUGCUCUUCUCCGCCCUCCGCGUGCUGCUGGGCCUUUUCUUCGCCGUCAGCGGGGCGGUCAAGCUCACCGACCUGAUCGCCGGCGACGCCCACCGGCAGCUGAAAACCCAGUUUGAAAAAUUUGCAGAUGUGUUCCCGUUGAAGGAGUUUGGCUACAAGCCGGAACCAGAAUGGUACAUGGAAAUAGUGGGCUGGAUAGAACUGAUAGGAGGUUUCCUUUUAGCCUUCGGACCGCAACUGCUGCAGGAAAUCAGCAAUUUUGUGCUCACCGUGAUCAUGAUAGGUGCCAUCUACACCCUCCUGGUUUUGAAAGAGCCUUUUGCCAUGUGCGUACCAGCCACUGUCUCCCUGGGCCUCUUGCUCCUCCUUAACAUCCGUGGAAGAGGGAAGUGUGUGAAGUCAAAGUCCGAAUGAGGCAAGGAGAAGGAGAUCUGGAGAGAUGGGAAGGAUCCAAAAUGAAGCUUUUGGAAGGACAGACAACUUGUGUUUCCCCGACUAAUCAGAUCAUGUGGACUUUACAGUGUGUAAUCCAGAAAGGGGGUUAAAUCUUCACGGUCAUGGCCUAUUUUGGGUCCUGUCUUAACUGCCCAUUUUGUCAGGUUUCCAUCCCUCUUUAGACUGGAUUGGAGAUCUUGUCUUCUCUGCAAAAACAGUUGCUCUUUCUUUGGUCAGUGGAUCCUUCUUGUGUCCAAGCAAGGAGAUAACAUGGAACAGAAGAAAAUACUACAUUACAAAGGGGCUGAGAAUGCGGGUUGUGUGGGAUUGUGGUUGGUCACCAAAGACUAUUGUUGAGGGUAAAAGAGACCUCGGAAUUCUGCAGAAUGAUAUAAUCAAAGGGCUCAGAUAGAUCUUGCAUCAGUUGCAUAUUGUAAUGCUUCAUUUCUGGAUUUUAUUCAACCCAUCUUGACCUGAUCUAGAUUAGGACAUGUUUGUUGGUUGAGGAAGUCUAGGUUAAUCAUGAUUCCUCAUACCUUGCCAAAAAACUAAAUUUAAUUCCAUUUACCCACUUUUUUAAAAAAAUCAUUUGUAUCAAGCAAAGGUGCUUUUUAUCAUUCCGGUUUUGUUAAUUGAUCAUGAAUUAGAUGAAAUAAAAGUAAAGGGGAUGAAUAGA
This is a messenger RNA of Ahaetulla prasina, 1169 nucleotides long. RefSeq names its product transmembrane protein 35B (gene TMEM35B). The transcript has 3 exons. Bases 53 to 472 code for a protein of 139 amino acids. The record is from RefSeq and is a predicted model, not a curated record. Lineage: Eukaryota; Metazoa; Chordata; Lepidosauria; Squamata; Colubridae.